Molecule: messenger RNA, 1915 nt
Organism: Rhipicephalus microplus (southern cattle tick)
Lineage: Eukaryota; Metazoa; Arthropoda; Arachnida; Ixodida; Ixodidae
Source: RefSeq, a predicted model, not a curated record
CAUGCCCUGGCUCUGAAGUUACAACAUGAUUGGCGACGAAGAUGGGAUCCAGACAGCAGGAAAAACAGCAGCUGUUCGGGGUGGUGCCAUGCUCGGAAAGCUUCCAGAGUUCGAUCCGGACGGUGACAACUGCGAUGUUUUCUUCGAGCGAUUUGAGUGUUUUGCAGCUGCUAACGACAUCGCAGAGGAUAAGAAGUUGCAAGUGCUAUUGACGUCCAUCGGGGAGAAGGCAUACGUCACGCUGAGGAGCCUUCUUCUGCCGAAAACGCCUACCCAGGAGACGUAUGACGUGGUCAUCGCAACGCUGAAAAAGCACUAUACCCCAAAGUGCUCCGUGGUUACGGAAAGAUACCGUUUUAACCAACGCAAUCAAGAACCGCACGAAAGCAUCAGCGACUUCAUAGUAGGACUCAAGAAACUGGCUGCAACAUGUGAGUUCGGCACAUUUCUUGAGCAAGCCCUGCGAGAUCGUCUCAUCGCGGGAUUGUGUUCCGACAGCAUACGGUGCAGGCUUCUGGCGACACCUGAUGCAGAAUUAACCUGGGAGCGCACCUGCAGCAUUGUAGCAGCCAUGGAAUCUGCUACUAGAGGCACUCGGGAAAUGGUGGCGACCCUCGCAACAGGGACCCCCGUCGACAGCGACGUUCACUGGAACAAGGAAACGGCAGCUGGACAACGGCCAGCACCCGCUGGGGACUACGCACGGAGUUUCAUGCCGAAAACCACUCCAGCUGCAGGUACACAAGAGACUAAGGGGUGUCAUCGUUGCGGUGGGCGGCACUCUCCUGUAAGUUGUCCGUUCAUGAACAGCCGUUGUUUUAAAUGUAACAAGAAAGGCCAUGUAGCCAAAAUGUGUAAAACUAGGGCGCCUAUUCAUUGCCUGGCUAAUGAUGCAACGCGUGAUGAGUUGUUGACACUGUGUCACACAGACCGUAGGUCGGGCACGCCUGCCAUUGUGGUGCCGUUGCUGAUAAACGGAAAAAAGAUUUCGAUGGAGCUAGAUACAGGCGCAGCCGUAUCGGUAAUGUGUGAAACAGAAUGUUUAAAACAUUUUCCCGAUGCAAGUUUCAGGGAAACAGAUGUUAGGCUAGUCACCUACAAUGGCACGCCUGUCACGGUCAAAGGUAUUAUGGAUGUUGAUGUAGAGUACCAGAGCCAACACGUUCGCUUGCCACUAGUGAUUGCUAAGGAUAGCACAGGGGCUAGAAUGCCAACAUUAUUAGGGCGGGAGUGGCUAACGAAAAUAAAACUCGACUGGCUGAAUGUGGUACGGGUGCAGAACGUACGGGAAGAAGCACAGAUAACUGAUAAGUACCGCGAGGUAUUUCAACCAGGAUACGGGGCCAUUAAAGGGUUUCACGCUAGUAUUGUGCUUAAGAAAGGCGCUACUCCUGUUUUUUGUAAAGCGAGACCAGUGCCAUACGCGUUACGCGAGCAGGUAGAACAAGAGCUGCUUAAUAUGGAGAAGGCAGGCAUUGUGUACCGCGUGAGGCACAGUGCUUGGGCCACCCCACUGGUGGUUGUGCCGAAAAAGAAUAAUGGCAUUCGACUGUGCGGGGAUUACCGGGUCACCGUCAAUCCUUUCGUGGUAGUUGACCAUUACCCUCUACCGCUGCCUGAAGAUAUAUUCACCACGUUGCAAGGUGGAGCUGUGUUUUCAGUUCUCGACCUGAGUAAGGCGUAUCUGCAACUGGAAUUAGAUGAGCACGCUCAGGAACUGCUCACCAUUAACACGCAUAUGGGCCUUUUCCGGUACAGGCGCCUACCCUAUGGUGUAGCCUGUGCACCAGCCGCAUUUCAGGCGGUAAUGGACCAAGUCCUGAGGGGCUUGCAAGGCACGGCUUGCUAUCUUGACGAUGUCAUCAUAGCGGGAGUUAGCUACGAGCAGUGUCGUGAAAGAGUCACCGUAGUAUAG